Molecule: messenger RNA, 1144 nt
Organism: Saprolegnia diclina VS20
Lineage: Eukaryota; Oomycota; Saprolegniomycetes; Saprolegniales; Saprolegniaceae
Exons: 4
Coding region: 77-982 (301 amino acids)
Source: RefSeq, a predicted model, not a curated record
GAUUCCCAGCCGAACUGCCAAGCAGUGCGAGUACCGGUACAAGAACCACCUCGCGCCCAAGAGCGGGUCCGGCCGCAUGGCGGAUCAACACGCAGGUCUGGGACUCAUGGCCGAAGCCACAAUGAGCCAGCAAAAGCUUCGAUCGCUAAACCCAGCGCUGCAAUCGUCGAACGGGUCACAGAGCUUUCUCGUGCCGGCACCCAUGCCGCCGUACAUCGACGUGACCACGAAGGAGUCGUUGAUGUCGGCGAUCCAGACGUUGCAGCCGCUCUUGACAAAGCAAGCCGUGUCGGCGUACCCGAGUCACAUCCUCGACCUCGCCGUGCAGUGCAUUGCGGCUUUGCCCGCCGAGACUAGCGCAGUUGUUGCCGAAGUCCAAAAGCUGCGCUACGUCCUCGCAAACCAAGUGCAAAUCAACAUGGCGCCGUCGAUGAUGCCGAUGUACGCACCGGUGCCGUCGUAUGCGUCGGCCCCCAUCACGUCCAAGCCGCCGCCGCACAGUCAAAACUGGGUCACGUAUCCGACCCGACCAUCUGAAAUGCCCAUGGCCGGGUACGCCACGAUGGGCCACACGGGUCACCCCACAGCGACCAACGCCGGGUUUGGGACCGACAAUAUGCCUCGUCCAAGCGUGCCUUAUGGGAUGGCCCGCACCACCAACCCCUCAUCGACCGAAGGGAUGACUGCGAUGACCCAAACGUCCACAAUGGCGUCUCCAUCAGAGCUGCCCCUGCGAGACGCAGCGCGGUCCCAUGUAGGUAUGGAUCAGGUCGUGUCGUUCACAUCAAGCACCCAAGCGUCUGGCCCGGAGGCGACGCUUCCGCUCCACACGACAUUGACGACAUCGACGACGGCACUGUCCGACCUUCCGCGUUCGAUGGCGAGCACGAGCAAGGACUGGGACCAGCCUGCGUCGUUUGGAUCGAGCGCCUCCGGCAUCCAGUCGAUGGCAGCCAUCACACCCGCCUCCACGGCCACGUAGGCACGCACGAGCGCGACUCCCCUUGUUCAGUUGGCUUGGCGCCAGCUGACCGCAGCAGCGACGGCCUCCGAAGCGCCGCCUCGCAUCGGACUCUUCCUGAGCUUCCAUUUUGUACCAACUAAAUUCUAAACACGACGUGUUGAGUAUGUGCUACAAAAAAAA